Molecule: messenger RNA, 3122 nt
Organism: Bipolaris maydis ATCC 48331
Lineage: Eukaryota; Fungi; Ascomycota; Dothideomycetes; Pleosporales; Pleosporaceae
Source: RefSeq, a predicted model, not a curated record
AUGAAACAAGCUUCUGCCAUGGCAUAUCUGACAAUGCGAUACUUUCGAGCCAAUUCUCGCGAGGGUAGUCGCGGAGACAACACGCGCUUAACGCCGACCACCGAUGAGGUACUAGGUCAAACAAACAAACAAUCAUCACGACAACGACGACGCGCCCGUAACAUAGCACAACAUAUUCUACCGCCCAUAGCUCCUCCGUACCCAUCUAUCCCGUAUGAAUUAACCGAUAUACCUAUUGCCAUGUCGACAGACGACGCAUUGCCAUGGACAACUUCGCGAUGCAAUCGUCUACUGCGGCCGCUUUCCUCGAAACUCGCCAAACUGCGCAAAGAGCUCGAACGACCUCGUCCUACGAAUACAGAGUCGCGCAAUAUUUCCUCGGCAUUUGCCACCAAGGGAUCUCCCCAGAAGACGACAAACUUUACACGCCCGGCCCACAAACCACGGGGUUUUGAGAAGGCGAGAGAUCCAGAUUGGAGGCCAGGCGUGAAAUCGGGAGCAGCUAAGAAGACUACAUAUGGCGCAAGGGGAAGAGGGAGACCAGCACCGCGGAGAGGUAGCCCAGAUACUACCAGAAAUGUCUCCCGACCGGGCGAGAUUGCCUUUACGCCUUUGAUUUCGAGAAUGGGCGGGCAACUGCACAGCAGUCCACAGAUGCCCAUAUCGCCGUUGCGAAAAAUUCCAAAGAACCGAGGCCCUCUUUUGGUCAAUCUAGUUCUACCUGCAGCAGAUGUACCUAGGGAUGUGCACAAGCUCGUUCAAGGCACAUUGGAGGCAUACGCGAACCUACUCCAAGCCACCUCAACAGGCAAUGAGCCGACAAGGAAAGGCACAAGAUCACUUAUGGGCGCUUGUUUAAGAAAACUACCGGCCUACAUCGAACUCGAGGAACAUUUUGCAAAGCUAGACAGGCUCGAGGAAGAAGCAGAAGAAGAAGGUCGGGAUAUUGCCAACGAAAUAUACGAGCAGCUCGAGACACACUUUGAGCAAGCCCCUGGACUUGGCUGGCGUCACUUUCGACAGGUCGUCCGAACACAUGCCACAAAGCUGAUAUACGAUGCCAUUGCCGACGAAAUAUUGAGCCUCAAGGACGCAUUGAUGCUCGUUACGCACUGCUUAAACGCCUAUGCAUGGGAAGAGGCAGAACAACUGUUACUGGCUUAUGCGCCGCUUCUAGAGUCCAUCACUAUACCCAUCAACACACGAGCCAAUUUAUUUGACGUGCAGCGGUCGCCUUUUUUACAUGCGGUCAAGGCUUUUGUCCACCAUACCGGACGCCAUCGUCUGCUUUACGAUAUCUUGGAGCACAUGGUUGCUCUUGAGCUGCUACCUCUCGAAUGGCUGGCAACCGAUAGCAUGCGCCCUGUCUGGGAUCGACUGGUCCGAAGCAUUUCUGAGAAUGAUGCCCGCACUCUGCCAAGUGUUUGCCGAUUCUUCGAGACAGUUGCCUUCGCAAGCAUGGGCCUGCCCGACUAUCGGCUGCUGGAAGAUGAAGUCACUGGGUCUGUUUAUAGGCGCUUUGUACCAUCGUCACGAUUGGAACUCCGGCAGGCGCUUGAUACUACGUUUUCUAGUCUUCUCACCGUGCUGUGCAGUAUAACUUUAGUCAACAACUCCCGUAAUGACGACGCUGGCCAGAUGACUGCAAAGCGGGUUACUCGAGUUUUGGAUGCGGUCGUCGUUGCUAUUGCUACUCGGCAGGAUAUCAAGGAUGAGCUCGACCUUCUUGGUGCGGAUACCAAUGAUGUCCAGGUCAUGGCUCAGCGUGGCAUUUGGAUAACAUUUGCAUCGUGUCUCCUGCAUCUUGAAAGUUGCUUGAGCGAUCCAACCGUGGUAUCCCUCGACACUGCUGGCUCUGUUGGCGUUAUCAAUUGGAUAGCCUCACAAUAUUCCUCAAAAGACAUAAAUUUCGCAUCGAUAUUUGGCCCUCUACCAUCCUUGGUUUCGUCGACUGCACGUGGGACUGGUCGGAUCUGGCAGGACGAUGGAUUCGACCAACUACAACGCUUUGUUACGGCACUGAUUUCGGUAUCUGGUUGCCGAUUGCCGCACAAGCUGUGGACACUGAAGAGAAUCGCAUUAGAAUCCGCACUCGAAUUUGCUCACGGCACAGGCGACGCCGAGCACAUGGCAUUUGCACGAAAGGUCGAGAAGAAGAUGCAAACACAGGGUCGCCUGAUUAUUAUGCAAUCACCAGCAAAGAAUGAUUCUCCGGCAACCGGCGGUGGCUUUAGGUGGGAAGAAGGCAUUGGUGAAUGGGUCACCUGUACACCGUUUGUGAAACAGAACCCCAAGCGGCAGAUUGACAAACCCGUCCGAGCCCUCGAAUUACUUCCGACGCCGGUACAAUCAGAAGAAGAGAGGGAGGAUGUCUCUGAAGUCGAAGAUGAACUUGCUAGUAGUGUCCCCACCACUCCAGCGUGGGAAGCCACUACAUUCGACUGCGCAGACGAAGAUGAUACAGGGCCGCAAUCGUCACCAAUCAAGAAAAGACAGCGUACCUCCACAUCAUCAUUGGGAAAACGUGCUCGAGCGCCAUCACCAAAGGUCGUCAUACCGGUGAAGCGAACGCACAUGACACCUCCAGACACACCACCUGUGAGAUUCUACGCCGAUCUACCUGAAGAAAAGGGAACCAGCUCACGACGUUCCUGUCGCUUUCGACAUCAAACCAACGCAUUACCCUCGCGAUCUCGACCUAAACGCUCCAGAGCAUCCCUCGAAAGUGGUCUACGCGAUGUAAAAAUGCCAACCUAUGCCGAACAAGCCCUCGACCUCGACCUCUCAAGUAGCGCAAGCGAUACAGACGCAUCGAGCCCAUCACAACAAGAUUCGGAGACCGAGGCAGAGCAGCCCAAUACGCGAUGUUCAUCGCAAACCCGGCGUCGCUCAACGCGCAACACAUGUGCACCUUCCUCUCCCGGCCGCGACGAACCCGGUAAGACACUGGCUCGAUCCCGCUCAUCACUUCGAACAAAGAAUCGAGAAAAAUCACUACCCCCGGCAAACAGAUCCAACUCCCAGCGUACAGCUAGCAGGACCCGGCCCGUACUGCAAAAGAGCUACCACGACGACAGCGAAGACGAAUUGAGCUUUUACUAGGUGUGCAAGUCUCACUCCGC